Mytilus trossulus (common blue mussel) is the source of this 3432-nucleotide messenger RNA. RefSeq names its product oxygen-dependent coproporphyrinogen-III oxidase-like. Lineage: Eukaryota; Metazoa; Mollusca; Bivalvia; Mytilida; Mytilidae. Gene Ontology annotation, molecular function: coproporphyrinogen oxidase activity. Gene Ontology annotation, cellular component: cytoplasm. The record is from RefSeq and is a predicted model, not a curated record. The coding region runs from base 349 to 1506 and encodes 385 amino acids. The transcript has 15 exons.
UCAAGAUGUCAGCCCCCAUGUAACAAAAUAAACACUAAGCAGCAAAUUUUAUUUCAAUGUUUUGGAGACAAUGGUGUGGUUUUUAGCAUUAAACUGCAAAGCUUCUUUAAACAUUUAUGCUAAAUUUUUGAAUUUGUGUUCAUAAAACUGUUGACAACUUCAAUUAACCAUAUACUUUUUCAUUCGGACUGCCGUGUUAUUUGACACGUAAAACUAAAAAGGUGAAAGCUCAAAAAGUGGAACUUGUUACUCUAUUUACACAUUUAUAGUUCUUAAGACGGCAGAAGAGAAAGCUGAUUAGAACUUUAUGCUACAAAGAAAUAUUUUCAACAACAGCUUUCUGUGAUAAUGAUGAGACCCUUGCAGAAGAUACAGUACUGCAUUAGACAGUUCUCUACUUUGAGAUCUGUACACAAAUCUCCAACAUGGAAAACAUAUGCUGCUGUGGGUGCAGUUUCUGGAUCUCUGUUAAUUUAUUACCAGCAAAGACUAAAGGUCAAUGCUGCAAGUUCCAACAGUUCAAGAAUCAAGUCAGCAUGGAUGUCGGAUCCCAUUACAAGUAUAGAAUUAUUGGAAGAGAAUCCUGACGGGAUGAGAUACAAAAUGGAAAAAAUGAUCAUGAGAGUUCAGGGGGAACUUUGUAGAUUGCUUGAAAAAGAAGAUAAUGAUAAAAAGUUUCUGGUAGAAAGAUGGGCAAGAAAAGAGGGAGGUGGAGGAAUCACAUGUAUUAUGCAAGAUGGUACUGUAUUUGAGAAGGCAGGUGUAAACAUUUCUGUUGUCCAUGGCAACCUGCCUCCAGCUGCUGUGGCACAGAUGAGAUCAAGAGGUAAAAAACUUACGGGAAAAGAUCUGCCAUUUUUUGCUACAGGAAUUAGCUGUGUGGUCCAUCCGAAAAAUCCACAUGUUCCAACAAUUCAUUUCAACUAUCGUUACUUUGAGGUGACAGAUGAGGAUGGAAGUGUACAAUGGUGGUUUGGAGGAGGCACUGAUCUAACACCUUAUUAUCUAGACAAAGAGGAUGUAUCUCAUUUCCACAAGACAUUGAAAACAGCAUGUGACAAACACAACAAAAGUUACUAUCCAAAGUUCAAGAAAUGGUGUGAUGACUAUUUCUUUGUCAAACACAGAGGUGAGAGUAGAGGAGUUGGUGGUAUCUUUUAUGACGACUUAGAUAAUGAUGAUCAAGACAAGAUUUUCAAAUUUGCCACUGAAUGUGCUGAUGCUGUGAUACCAUCCUAUAUACCAAUUGUACAGAAAAAUAAAAACAAGGGUUACUCGUAUGCUGAAAGGAUGUGGCAGCUGUUGAGACGUGGUAGAUAUGUAGAAUUUAACCUUGUUUAUGACAGAGGUACAAAGUUUGGACUAAUGACGCCAGGUGCUAGAAUUGAGAGUAUUCUGAUGUCCCUACCUCUAACAGCAAGAUGGGAGUAUUGCCAUGAACCAGAAUCAGGAUCAAGAGAGGAAGAAUUACUUAAAGUUCUCAAAGAACCAAGAGAAUGGGUUUGAUGACAAUUUUAGAAGUUUUGUACAAGGAUGUUCUAGAGACUAGCGGAAGAUAUAUCUCAAAAGAUACUAUAGUAAUAUUAGACAGUAAUUAAAACUUAAAAAAAAUAAAGAUAUUUUAAAAGAUCUUAAAGAAAUGUUGGAUAUGAAAAACUUCUAAAAAUGUACUUGAGGUAAUAAAAGAAACGUUAAAGUUUUUUUUUUGUGCUAGUUAUAAGAUUGUCAAGAAACCAAAUAAAUAUUUUUUUAUGGUUUGUAUUUUUAGAAUGCAUAUUACUCGUAUUUAUAAAUCUUGUCUUUAUAGGAUUCUCUUUCUCCUAUCAAAAAUAAUCUUUUAAAAAUGACUGAUGGUAUAUAAUAUGAAUAUUAUAGUGACCCAAAAUAAAUCUUUUUUCAAAUUCAAAUGAGAGUGGUCAGUCAAAAUGAGUGGUCAGUCAAAACAGAGAUAUCUAGUGACAGGUUCUGCUAUAUAUGAUACAUGUUAAUAAAGAAUUAAGCAGAAAAUGUCAUUUUUCAGAUGAUGAUGAUUAUGGAAGUUUUUAACGACGUUGACUGGCUAUACAGCCCUCUGACAGUCAGCAAUUUCUCAGAAGCUCUUUUUCAGUUGUUUAUAGUGGUGCAAUAAUAUAUUUGAAAUAGUAUUUAACAGUUCAUUCAAAUGCAUUUAAAAUUGUUGCUGUUGCUUUAUAUAGAAAAUUACAUUCCUUAUUAAUUUCUGUUAUAUGUACAGAUAUUUAAGAAACUAAAUGUGAGGUGGAUAGAUAAAAAUUUACCCAUUUGCAUAUCAUUUGAAUUAAACUUAUGAGGUAGAUGCAGAAAUUAAUCACUUUAAGAAAAUAUUUACUUACCACGUUCUUAGUCAUCAGUAUAUAUGCAUAUUUGUUGGUACAUGUAUAUAAACUUGUUCAAGAUUAAAAUCAUAAUUUUCUUUAUUGAUUUAUUCAUCAUGGUAAUCUAAUUUUCUAUGGGUAAGAUUGUUAAUUAUCUUCAUACUACAUGUUUUAAAUUACAAAUGUUUUUAAAAUAGCUACUAAUAUGCUUAGAUUCUGUACAUGGUUUAUGAAUAAUGUUUUUUUUUAUGAAAGAAUGGUAAAUUAAUACAGAACAUAUCAAUAUGUGCCUUCUUUGCAUUUUUUUUUUUUAAUAAAAUUAUUUUUAUUUAGCUUAUGAAUUAUUGUAUUAUCUUAAUAUAACUCUAAUUAUUAAUGAGUAGAUAGAUAGUUACUAUUUCACCAAAGAAUCAAAAGAAGUACCGGUAGUUUAGCUUGGUCAAAAAUGCUGUAUACUAACUGUUUGUGAGAUAAUUGGUAUAGAAAAGCAAAAAUAAUACCAAAUAUUGUUUUUCAUUUGUAGAAAAGAUUGAUAUGUCUCAAAGAUUUAUACCAAAAAAAAUAUUUUACUUGAAAAGAGAACAUAUUUAAGGCCUGUUUAUUUUCUUUACUCCCUGACAUUUUUCACAAAAUAUGUUUGUCUUUUACUUUGGUUUUAAUUCAAGGUAUCACAGUGGAUCAAAGAAAUAUAUAAUAGCUUCUAUGUAUGGCUUUACAACUUUCCUAAUGUCUAAUAAUUGAAGUUACACUGCAGACUGAAUAAAUGGUAUAUUUUUUUCUGGAAACAGAAUUUUAUUUUAAUUUGAUUUUAUAGUGUAUAUGAGAUGGUAAGCAUCUGAAACAUUUUAAAAGAAUUAGCAUGAAUUAUGGAAGUUAUGUUAUUGUCUCUCAUUUUGUCAUUCAAUCAGUAUUUUUCAAAUUACAAUAUGGUGUUUGAAGAAAUGUCUCAUUGUAUAAAGCUUUAUUCAUUAAUGACAUGUAAAUUGAUGUACUUCCAAUUUUAUUUGUUAAUUUAUGAUAAUUUUACCAUAAGUAUAGUUGUGAUAUGUUAUAAAGGCUCAUAAGAAUACAUAUUUAUGUGGAUAUAUUUAUCAUAUAA